This is a messenger RNA of Coccomyxa subellipsoidea C-169, 1393 nucleotides long. Its product is annotated as sulfur stress regulator. Gene Ontology annotation, cellular component: cytoplasm. The transcript is spliced from 8 exons. Gene Ontology annotation, molecular function: ATP binding; protein serine/threonine kinase activity. Gene Ontology annotation, biological process: protein phosphorylation; intracellular signal transduction. The record is from RefSeq and is a predicted model, not a curated record. Lineage: Eukaryota; Viridiplantae; Chlorophyta; Trebouxiophyceae; Coccomyxaceae. The coding region runs from base 1 to 939 and encodes 312 amino acids.
AUGAGUGUAGAACACGAUCCCCCUUCGGUGCUUGAGCCGCUCGAAGAUCAUCCCAAGUAUCAGAAGAUAAGGGAUCUGGACAAGGGCACCUUUGGGUUCGUCCAGCUCGCAGUGGACCUGACUACAGGGGAGCAGGUGGCCAUAAAGUUCAUCGAGCGGAGUCAAGAGGUAUCCAAAUAUGUGGAGAGGGAGAUUCUCAAUCACAAGAGACUCAUCCAUCCUCACAUUGUUCAGCUCAAAGAGGUGUUCCUCACAAAUAAUCACCUGGCAAUUGCCAUGGAGUACGCGGCAGGGGGGAACUUGUAUCAGCUAGUGGCUAGGAGUGGCGGGCUGCCAGAGCCUGAUGCUCGUUGGUAUUUCCAGCAGCUCAUUUUUGCCAUUGAUUACUGCCACAAAAUGGGCGUGGCAAAUAGGGAUGUGAAGCUGGAGAACACACUUCUGGUCAGCAGCGCCCGGCCGCUGAUCAAACUCUGUGAUUUUGGCUACUCCAAGGACGAAAAGUUCCAGUCUGCUCCAGGGUCCAAAGUGGGAACGCCUGCGUAUCUGGCCCCAGAGGUGAUUUCUACCACAAGGGGCAGGACCUACGACGGCAAGGCUGCGGAUGUGUGGUCGUGUGGAGUGAUGCUCUACGUGAUGCUGUCUGCACAGUACCCGUUUGGACGGCCGGAGGACACAAAUCUGAAGCUGGCUCGCCAAAUGCACAACAUGCUGCAGCGCAUCCUGAGCGUGGACUACCAGCUGCCCUACAACAAGCAGGUGUCGGCGGAGUGCAAGGACCUGCUGCAGCGCAUUCUGGUGGCUGACCCGGCAAAGCGCAUCACCAUGGCCGACAUUCAGCGGCACCCCUGGUUCACCAGAGACCUCCCCGAGGGAGUCGCGCAGAUGAAUGACCAGCUUCUCGCGCAGCAGCAGCAUAUGAUGGCCCACGGCAACUUCUGAGCGGUCCUGGCGCAGCUGCCCCGCUGUCCUGCGACAGCCGAGAGCCCCCCUUCCCGGAUGUCGUCCGCUAUUUGAUUUGUGGCUGGGCCUGCUUGCUGAGGCAUGCAUCGGACUGUACUGCUUACAUGGCCUCCCCCCCCUCCCUUUUGCGUCUUGGGUUGAAGCCCCGCGUUGAAGAAAUCUCGAUAUCGUUUUGUGCUCUCCUUGGCGUUUUGCCGUGACGAGCAGAACAGCACCGCAAACGACAAUGUGUACUGGUCAGCCCAUAUUGAGCUGUGUAUACAUAUGGAACUUUCCUUCUUGAAUCAGUGGCGCCACAUCACCGAUAUCUUUCUCUGGUUUUUUUGGCAUGGGGAUCUCCCCUCGAUGGGUGAGUGUGGAGAUCCUGUAGUCGGUUUAUCCGCCAGGCGGUUUGAGGUCUUCAGCCUGUGACGGACUUUGUUGGAUCUUGCUG